UUAAAAAAAAUAAAAAAUUGAAAGAAAAUAAAAUAUUAUAAAAAAAUAAAGUAUGAUGUCUAAUAGUAAAAUAUAUGUAGUCAAAAUAAUUUUUAUUCUUUUGUUUAAGACUAAACUUUUGUAAGCAUUAUAAGAUUAAAGCUAUUUUAGCUUAGCAUGUGCUACAUAUUAUACAAGUAAAAGAAUAUAUAUUGUUUUUUUUAAAAGAAGAAGAAUAAGAACUGCUAAAAACACUAAGUAUUGUUGUGUAUGUACUGUAGCAGUGGUUCAUAAUUUUUCACUCACAAAUUUGAACCACAAGCAGUUCAUUACUAUAUACAGUGAAUUGAACCACAAUUAAAAAACAAAUAAUGAAUGGGAACUUUAAGUACAGUACGCACACCUAAGUGUGUCCUACAUCUUUUUCCCACCCUCCAUUCGAACUCUUAGUGAAUGAUGAAAGAGUUAGGUAAAAGAAUUUGUAUAUAAAGGCCGAAAAAAGAGUUUCGACGGUAAGAUAUCAAAUAGAAUGUAUUGUUGUUGUAUUCUGUUAGUUUAAUAAAAAAAUAAGAUACACAUGAUAGAUUUGUUGGCUAAUUUGUUGUACAGUUGGUCACAUUUUCACUACCAGAUUUACCAUUAAUGAAUUUUUAAUUAGUAAGCAAAAUCAUAAUAGCACAAAAGGUAAUAUACCAAAUAUGGGUAUGGAUAAAUCUAAAAAAUUAUAUUGUUUUAAUAGUAUUGAUUUUUUUUCGAGAUAUUUUGUUGAAUAACAAGCUUGGCUUUGAAAAAGAACAAGAAUAAUUCAUGGGAGAAGUACAAUUGGGUUAAGAGCAUCUUCAAUCCAUCUCUAUAAUAGAGGAAAAGAUAGAAAUUGUGUUUUUAUUCCAAUGUGUUCCUCUGCUAUAUUUACUUCUAUAAGUAGAAGAAUGCUAUUUUCUCUUUCUAAAUAUAAGGAAAAAAUUAGCAUUCCUCUAUUUAUAGAAACAAAUAUAGUAUUUUUCUAUUAUAGAGAAAGAUACUGGAUCAAAAAUACCAUCUCUAUUUUUGUUUCUAUUUUAGAAAUCUCUAUUAUAAAAAUGGGUUAGAAAUAAUCUAAGAAAGGAUUGAGUUUUUCAUGGUCUUCAACUUAAACCAGAUAUGAAAAGGUAAUGAUUGGGAAAGUGCUUUUGAAAUUCAAAAUUAAGAUAGGAGAGAGAAUAAAUCGAUCUGUGCAUUUUCUUUUUAUUUGUUUGGUUGCUAGUAGGCAGGGGCAAAAUAACCGGAACCGAAGAACCGAACCGGAACCGAAAUACCCAAAACCGGAACCGGACUAAUACCUUCAAAUAUCCGAACGGUUCCUAUAUUUUUAUAUCAGAAAUAAUCGAACCGAACCGGAACUGAACCGAGAACCGAACGGGUACCCGAAUAUAUAAAAAUAUAAUUAUAUAUACAUAUAACAUAACUAAAUAUAUAUUUUUAAUUUAAAAUUCUAUUAAAAAUAUCUGAAAAUAGUUGAAAAUAACUAAAUUAUUAUAAAGUAUCCGAACUAUCCAGAUAGUUUUAUCCGAAAUAUCCAAAGUAGUCCAAAAUAUCCGAAAUUUUUAUCUAAAUCAUUCUAAUUAUUUGAUAUUUUACCCUAAAUAACCGAUAUUUUAUCCAAAUUAUCCGAACUAUCCGAACCCGAACCGAAUCCAAAUGAGAACCGAACUUUUUUCGGAUAUUUUCUGGAUCCUACAUUUACUAUCCGAACCGAACCGAACCGAACCGAACCCGAAACUAUCCGAACCGAACCAAAAAUAUGUCAAGUACUAAAUGGAUACUCUAGCUCUUAUCCGAACUACCCGAAACCCGAAAUACCCGAACCGAACCAAACCGAUAUCCGAAAUGCCCAGGCCUAGUUGCUAGGAUAGUUUUGUUUAGUUAGGAACAUGGGAAAGUGCAGUGGUAGCUGACUUGGAGAUAUAAGAGCAUAAUUAAUGGGAGAAACCUAUUUGGAAUUCUUAGAACAUGAUUUGACAUUUUUUUUCCGAAAAAACAUCUCUUAUAUUUUUUAUUUAGAAGAUGUGUCUUAGUGUUUCUUUAAAAAUUAAAAAACUUAUCUUAUAUUACACAAAAAACUUCAUCUUAAAAACUUCCAAUUAAUCAUGCUUUGAUCUAAAGGACAAACCACACAGAAAUAGUGUAUCAGAUAUUAGAUGUGUCAAGAUGUAAAUACAAAGUGAGAAUAUGUCCCCAAGCAUAAAAUUUUCAUAUUUUAUUCUAACAUGAUUUACCCAUCAAAGGGUUAAAGUGUGAGCACAAAGUAAAGAAAAACAAAUAAUCUAAUAAGAUAUAUUUUUUUAUAAAAGCUAUGUCUAAUAAUUAGUAUAAACUACAAACAUUGUGAAGUGAAACUGUUAAACAUAUAGCACAAACAAGACAAAAAAUGGUGGAAACUCCAAGUAAAAUCCAUCAACUUCUUCUCCUUCACUCUCUCAUUUUCUUCCUAACUCUCUCUCCUUCCACACAACAAGAACAAGAAACCCACCACUGCAGCAAAAUCAAUACCACAAACCUUUUCCUCUCCCCAUUCUCAAACCAAUCAAUCGUCGCCGCAAAUCUCAUCACCUGCAGAUCUGGAAGACUCUAUUUCAAAACCUCAGUCGGUCUCUUCCAUGUCUCUUCCAUAGACUACACAACCAAAACCCUAAUCCUUUCUCAUUCCUCGGGAAGAGAGAAGAAAGUGAAGAAACUGGGAGCAAGGGUUUCUUUGGAAGUGGAGGGUCACUUGCCGGAUUUAUGCAUCGCCUGCGAGAGACCAGACGGUAACUGUGGAGUUGCUCUCAGAUGUCUCUGCCAUCCUAAAGAAUGCAAAAACAAAGUUGUCAACUAUGCAACGAAGUCGCGAGCUUUAUUAUCUAGUGUCUAUUUUUGUUGAACACUUCAUGGCACCACACCACCAUCAAUUUAUCACAUACCUGUCCCUCCCAGGAGUAAGUUGAAUAGAAGAAACUCUUAUUGGGUAUUUAUUUAUAAUUUUUUUCUAUAUCUUAUUAAAUCGAAUAUGUUGACAUGAAAGCUCAACAUACAUAUAUGAUAAACAAUCAAGCCAAAUACAACAACACCAACGUAAUAUAAAGAUUUCAAAUCCAACUCAAGCUAAUACAUGUUACUAAAACCUAGUAGUGAGUGGGCACAUGUUUGUAGAAACAACAGAAGGUGUAGGGUGAGCUACUA
Molecule: messenger RNA, 3177 nt
Organism: Brassica rapa (field mustard)
Lineage: Eukaryota; Viridiplantae; Streptophyta; Magnoliopsida; Brassicales; Brassicaceae
Source: RefSeq, a predicted model, not a curated record